This is a messenger RNA of Suillus discolor, 2668 nucleotides long. RefSeq lists its product as uncharacterized. The coding region runs from base 187 to 2532 and encodes 781 amino acids. The record is from RefSeq and is a predicted model, not a curated record. The transcript has 3 exons. NCBI's taxonomy places the organism in Eukaryota, Fungi, Basidiomycota, Agaricomycetes, Boletales, Suillaceae.
AGUCAAGGAAAUCACAGAGUCUCAACCGGACGUGACAGUCUGACAUGGUUGAUAUAAAAUUGGUUAUGUAAUGUCAAAGCAGUGAUACAAUUUUGGACACUUUAAAAGUAGUAAUAAGUUGUAGAGUCACUGCCAUGUAUUAACCCUGGCACACCUCAUAACCUCGUCCUAGUCUUGUUCCUUCCCAUGAGCCAACCACCAAGCACACCCCGAGCAGGUCCCAGUAACAUAAGUGGCGACAAAUCAAACACCUCACCACUCCCAAUACCACCCCUCGCACGUUCCCAAUCACACCAUUCUACCGCCUCAAAGGCUUCGAAGCCUAUCUCUCGCACUAGUUCACAACCUCCGACAAACCGUGAAGUUCUACAGCUCCUCGCAGAUGCAGAAUCUGCCGUGCGCGAUCUCCGCGCCGACGUCUCUCUCUUAAAUUCACAACUUGCAUUCGAGCAGGACCGUGCUGAUAAUGCAGAGCUCAAAGCAAAGGAAGCAUGCCUACGGUUCAAAGAGGCCAACGAUACGCGCAUAGUCUCUCAAAGCGAGAUUGUACGUCUGACAGAGGAGCUAAGGCUAUACAAAGACGCUCUCGAACAAGCACAGAAGGAGAUUUUCCGUGCGCAGGGCGUGAUGAAGGAUGUCGAAGACAGGAGGAGGGAAGCAGAGGAGAGCGCUGCAAAGUCAAGGACUAGGUUGCGCAAAUUGAUGGAGGAGAAGAUGAUUGAAGUCGCUCGUGAGGAGGGCCGUAAACAGGGUCUCCAGGAAGGAUUGGAGAUGGGGAAGGAUAUGGGGUACGUGCAUGGGCGGACAAAGGGUUAUGCACAAGGUCGAGUAACAGCAGAUCGUGUCCUCGACCGCUACUUUGCUGCCCCCAGUGACGAUGAAGGUAGCGAUUCGAGAGGUGGCUCUGUUGAGGCGCAGAAUACCCCGCGAUUCAGACCAGAACCGGUAUCGCGCACUUCCAGCGAACAAUCACGUCCUCUUACGCCUACACGUCCUCGCACGCCUACACGCCCCCGCGCUCAACAUCAACCACAAUCACAGCAACAGCAACGUCCACCCCAGACCUCAUCUGCGCGCAGUACCAUGUUCUCCCCUGCCAACGCGAUGGACGACAUUCCUUUAGAUGGUUGGAUUCCAGAAGCUGAUUCUUCUCUCAUUAUCCGCUUGCCACCUCCACAUGAGUUUCAGCGCUCGCGUCGUACGCCCUCGCCCAUUUGUUCAAGUCCUGACACACCUUUGCGCUCCCUACCCCAAGAUCCUGUACUUAUGGUACCAGAGCCUCGAUCUCCUGGCGCGCCGUUAUAUUCGGUCCCUGCUUCUGACUCUCGUAACCAACGAACGGUACGUCGGAGAGCUUCGGCUACGGAAAGUGUGGCCUCUACGAGGACGUCAGAACUAGAGCUGCUUAGUCCUCCGGAGCACCAUCAAUCUAGCGGGCUGAGUGUCAUUCCCGAGGUUACGAGCGUACGUGAGCAGAGUAGUACACCUAGUAGCCGGAGCAUGAGAGCGAGUGUAGAAGAAGAAGCAGACGAGGUGUGUUUUACUCGACAAAACUCAUUUGUGGCGUGCGUGCUGAUCGAGUUGCAGGCUGGCUUCGUACAUGUUUCUAUGCCAGCCCCGCGUUCGUCUAGAGAACAGAUUCGGCUGCAGAAAGCACCGUCUGCUAUAUCAGUAGCUAGAUCACCAGCACAACAAUCAACGCGUCCCAUUAGUUCAUCAUCAUCUGGUACCGUUAACAUCACGAUCCAACCGCCGUCACGUCCCGCAUCCAACAUGUCGCAGGUAACACCGUCUGGGCAGCGCCCGUACUUCCUCAGUCCCGCAGACGCCGACCGCCCAUUACCACCACCACCACCAUCGUCGUAUUCCCCAUCACCAGCACACGUGACACCGUCGAUGGUGCCUAUACCGCCUACAGGUAGCACGAUGUAUUCAAGCUUACCUUCAGGCCUCCCACCCGGGUUCGUACCCACCGGCCCACCAACUCCGCGUCCAUACACACCAAGCAGCAGCCUGGCAGCACCUGGCAGCUCCUCCCAACACGGUCACCACCAAUACAGCGGACCCACCAACCACCAAUACGCCAGCAACACGAUCGUAGUCCCGUGCAGUCCCAAAACGAUACACGACGACCCGAACGAACCAGUAGUGAUCCCCCCUCCAUCUCAGAAGUUUGGGCCUGAGUCGGAUGACGACUCCAGUGAUACUAGUAGUGAUGCGGGGUUGCAGACGCCGAAGAGGAAGUAUAGGGCUGCGGGGAGUGCGGCGAGUUUGUAUACUGCUACUGCUCCUGGGAGUGGGACGAGGUAUUCUGUGGGGAUGGCUUUGAAUGGGAGUGCGGGUGGGACGCCGAGGGUGGGGUCGUAUGGACGGAGUGGGAGUGUUGGUGGUGGUGGAGGGGAGGGGUAUGUGAGGAGUGGAGGGGAGGGGUAUGUGAGGGGUGGAGGGGAGGGAUACGCGAGUAUGAGUGCCGGUGGUAGUGGGUUUGGGAGGAUGGCGUAUGUUAGUGAACAGGGGAGUGUGAGGGGGUGAUAUUCACGAUUUAUGAUACAAUGAUUUACGAGUUUGAAUUUACGAUAAAGGUGCUGGCUCCUUCUUAUAUGGAUUAGUAUGACAUGCGUUAUAAAUACUCUAUCUGUUGUCUUUAUGGAAUACAAGGUUAGACUGU